Messenger RNA from Drosophila eugracilis, 2996 nucleotides. RefSeq names its product striatin-3 (gene Cka). Gene Ontology annotation, molecular function: protein binding. The transcript has 5 exons. NCBI's taxonomy places the organism in Eukaryota, Metazoa, Arthropoda, Insecta, Diptera, Drosophilidae. The coding region runs from base 586 to 2796 and encodes 736 amino acids. The record is from RefSeq and is a predicted model, not a curated record.
GCCAAAUUCAACAAAGUGAAAUUAACUCGGCUUUGGCGUAUGCGUACCAUUGUGCUAGUGUGUGUGUUUUUCUUUGUAUAUAGACUCGCAGAGAGAGACGGUCAUAUUCAACGGCUAGACGGGCCGGCAGGUGCGCGAGUGCGAGCGAGAAGAAUGCUGUGCGGGCGCUGCAGCUCUGUGUUAUUUCAGAGUUCCAGGCCAAACAUUCUGAUGUGCGGCCGAAUCGAAUCGACUUUUUGUGUGCAUCCCAGCGUUUUUCGCCUUAAUUAAUUAGUAAUUGCAAACGGGCGCAAUUAUGCACCAAAUUAUGGACUAAUCAAAUUACCAGCUUUGCGCUCUCUUAUUCUUCCUCUUAAAAAUUCGUUUGCUCCUCUCACACAAUACGGUCAAUCGCGCAAAAGGACCAUCCGUAAGACCAGCGAACAAACAAGUUCGAGAGAGCCACGAAUAGAGGACUUUGCACUGGGCACCUGAAGGCAGACAGCUGGCUAGCGAAGAUUAGAAGGAUCAGGAGAAGCGGGAACAGGAUCAGGAGCGGCUAUAACACCCGGCAGACAGCACAUCCACUGAGAGCGACGUGAACCAAUGGGCACCAACUCGGGAGCCACCGCUGGCAUCAACAACAAGCCGGUAGGCGGUGCGGCAGGUGCCGGCGUCCUUGGCGGCGGCGGAGUGGGCGGCGCCAACUCCUCGAUCGGCGGCGUCCUGUCCAACAGUUUGGGCGGAGGCGGCAGUGGCGGUCUGAGCAUCAGCGGUUUGAACGCUGGUGGACAGAACGCCAAUGUGGGCGGCCUAGUCGGCGGCGGCGGAAUGGGCAACGUAGGCGGUGACGACGGCGGCAACGGGAUGGUCGGCGGAGGACCAAACAACCAGCAGGCAACCACGCCCCAGUACACAAUACCAGGCAUCUUGCACUUUAUACAACACGAGUGGUCGCGCUUCGAGCUAGAGCGAUCACAAUGGGACGUGGACAGGGCAGAAUUGCAGGCUCGCAUCGCAAUGCUGCUUGGAGAGCGCAAGUGCUUGGAAAGCCUUAAAUCGGACCUGACGCGCCGCAUCAAGAUGCUGGAGUACGCGUUGCGCCAAGAGCGGGCCAAGUUCUACCGCUUAAAAUACGGCACAGAUCCGCCACAACUGAAUGAGUUCAAGCCGUCGAACGAAGACGCUGCACUGGCCGGAGAGGUGGCCACUGAUUCAGAGGUGCCCUACAGCAGUGUCUCGAACACUACGUGGCGUCAGGGACGUCAGAUGCUGCGUCAGUAUCUGGCGGAGAUUGGCUACACAGACAACAUUAUCGACGUGCGCUCGAAUCGUGUGCGUUCGAUCCUCGGGCUGAACAACAAUGCAGAACACGACGGCAGCGGUGGAGGUCUGGGUGGUGGACUUGGCGGUGGUACCGGCGGCGAGAAUCUGAGUCCCAACAUCAAUGGAAACGAGAGCAACAAGCGUGCUUCGGAGACGGAAGGCCGUCAUACUCCCGCUAAAAAAGUGCAACAAUCGAUCGACGAAAUAAUUGUGGAUACCGAGGCAGCUGUUAUGGCGAACUUUGAAUUCCUGGGCGCCACCGAAAUGUCUGAUGAUGACGAGAUAUCCGAUGAUCUAGAUAUGAUGGCUACCGACAAUGACGACACGGACGUAAAGAUGGCCAAGCGUGCCAAAUCUGGCAAGGAUAUGCUCAGCGAGGAGGUUGACGGCUCUUUGGGACUGGGCGAGCUGGCCCAACUGACGGUGAAUAACGAAUCUGAUGGAGCCUACGAUGCAAAUUCUAAGGAUGGAACUGGCGGCAGUGCUGGCGGUGCUGGUUACCGCAAGACCUGGAACGCCAAGUACACGCUUCGCUCACACUUCGACGGAGUGCGCUCACUUAUUUUUCACCCCGAGGAGCCGGUGCUGAUUACCGCCUCCGAAGAUCACACAUUAAAGCUAUGGAAUCUACAAAAAACAGUGCAGGCUAAAAAGUCUGCUAGCUUGGAUGUGGAGCCGCUAUAUACUUUCCGGGCCCACACGGGUCCUGUUCUGUGUCUGGGCAUGUCAUCCAACGGCGAAACGUGUUACUCCGGUGGCCUGGACGGUAACAUUGAGUGCUGGCAGUUGCCGUCGCCAAAUAUUGAUCCGUACGAUUGCUACGAUCCAAACGUGCAUUCCGGCACGCUCGAGGGGCAUACGGACGCCGUGUGGGGCCUUACCACCAUGCAGAGCAACAUUGUAUCAUGCUCGGCGGACGGAACGGUUAAGCUGUGGUCGCCCUACAAUAAGGAGCCGUUGCUGCGAACCUACUCCGCCUCGGAAGCAGAGGGUGCGCCCUCCUCCGUCGACUUUGUGCGCAACGAGGUAGACCACAUCGUGGUGGCCUACAACAGUGCCCACUGUAUCGUUUACGACACCGAGACUGGCAAACAGGUAGUGCGGCUGGAGGCGGCACAGGAGAUGUCUGGCAACACGGGGAAGUUCAUCAACAAGGUAGUGUCGCACCCAACGCUUCCCAUCACGAUCACCGCCCACGAGGAUCGACACAUCCGAUUCUGGGACAACACCUCCGGCACGCUGGUACACUCGAUGGUGGCGCAUUUAGAGCCGGUCACCUCGCUGGCCGUCGAUGCUCACGGUCUGUAUUUGCUGUCCGGCUCGCAUGACUGCUCGAUACGGCUGUGGAACCUGGACAAUAAGACGUGCGUGCAGGAAAUCACGGCGCAUCGUAAGAAGUUCGACGAGAGCAUAUUCGAUGUGGCCUUCCAUGCCACAAAACCGUACAUCGCUAGUGCCGGGGCCGAUGGCCUCGCCAAGGUGUUUGUCUAAGAGAGACCACCACCCACCUGGCCGCGUCGGAUCGAACGAAUUCAGAAUUCGGAAUCCAGAGUGCAGAGUGCAGAUUACAGAUGCAGAAUCCACAGCCAGCAGCUCACAGCUAAGCGAUUGCGUUCGAGUUAAAUAAUUAUACAUACAUUAUAAAUAUACUAUACACUUAAAACUAAUUAUACUUCAACCGAGAACAACAA